Messenger RNA from Cucurbitaria berberidis CBS 394.84, 1343 nucleotides. RefSeq lists its product as uncharacterized. The coding region runs from base 49 to 1161 and encodes 370 amino acids. The transcript is spliced from 3 exons. NCBI's taxonomy places the organism in Eukaryota, Fungi, Ascomycota, Dothideomycetes, Pleosporales, Cucurbitariaceae. The record is from RefSeq and is a predicted model, not a curated record.
UGCUGAUGUAGAGCAAGUUGCUUCUCGUCACCUCAGAUUCCUAUCACAAUGGCGAACUUCUUACAAUUCGUUCUUCUCUCGUGCAUCGCCUUCUUCUCUUUCGCGUGCUGCGAAGAUGUGAAGCUACCCCAGGGCAAUAAGAUAGCCAUAGAUAUCUUGCAAAAGCUUCAGUCAGCCCACGAAGUUGCAGUGAACCAGAAAGCUCAGGAAGAGCUGUUUUUGAGUCUCCCUCUGGUAGCUCCCAACCAGACCGAUUCGGUUACUGUCGCAAAUACAACGGCCACUGUUUCAACGCCUCCCAAAAUCCGCCAUCGAGAACGCACCGCAGAAGCUGCGUCCAGUGCGAAUUAUGACAAACGCCAGGUCACCUCGUGCAGCACGCGGUUGACCUAUGAAGGCCAGGAUCCAUGCGAAGGAAAAGAGAAGCUGCCUAAUUUUGUGCCGUGUGACCAGCCUUGCAAAUACACUCUUGAUUGGUUUGUUGCGAAUGCAGUCGCCCGACCAGAAAUUGAUGAAUGUUUAUUCUACACAUCUGGGUUAUCGGAGAGAGCAAAAGCCUAUGCUAGAGAGCAUAACGCAGUGUCGCGUCACAAACUGACCACGAUUUGGUUCAUCUGGGCCGACAAGCAAUUCACCUGGAACAAGAACGUUGACAACCCCAUGCGCUGCAUCAUCCAAGACGACGUGUAUCCAGGACGACGCAACCAAAUCCGGUAUACAUACUUCCAAAUGAUGUCCGACAGCAUGGCAUUCAUGUGCGGCGGCAAAGUCGCGGUCAUGGACAGGAACAUACGACGAGGACGGACGGGGAAGGUCAAACAAGCGGGGAUAUGGCAGCAAAAAGAGUUCCCACGACUGAAAAUGGACGCAGAUCAUAAGUGGAAAGAUGGUAAUGGGAAAAAUCGCGUAGCCACGAGAAUCGAUGCGAUUGGGGAGAAUCUUCUUAGCGUGCCUGAUACGCUUAUCUGGUGGAAGAGCUGGUGGUAUCGAGGUGGCCCGGACUGGCCAAACGAGUUUACUAAACCGUUCAAAAGAAGGAGUGUUGAUGGGGAUGUUAAUGUGACUGAUCAUGCCGUGCUGGAAGAAGCUCGAAGCUUACACAAAAGGGAUUUCGAUACUUCCGUUUUCGAUGAGGGCGGGAGACUAGCAAUUGACUGGUAGAGUGGCAGGAUUGCGUAGCUUAUAGAAAUGAAGCCGGGGAGUCGGGUUUGAUAAAUCUAUAUCGCACUGCGAUGUGUCAGACACGAGUUCGACACAAUGGCGAGCAUUUUAGUUAUAUGCUGAGUGGUAACAAAUGAUAAACGUUGAGGAAGUCUAUUGCCUUCUUAAGCAAAAGUAACACC